This is a messenger RNA of Phyllotreta striolata, 645 nucleotides long. The record is from the annotation of a GenBank genome assembly. Lineage: Eukaryota; Metazoa; Arthropoda; Insecta; Coleoptera; Chrysomelidae.
AUGAACCGGCAUAAAAGCUGUAAAGGUUCUCGUAAUAAUAAUAUUGUUGGACGUGCUCAUUCCACAUUAAGUGUCUCUGCCGUUGAUUACUACUUGAAUUUACCGGUUACAUGCCCGCCUUCUCCUGCAAUUUCUACUGUAACUUUAACUCCUGGGAGAAUACGGAACAUCGACCAAGAUAUGGAACACUUAAGGGCUUCAAGACAAGAUAAUCCCUUUAUUCAGAAGGUAAUUGCUAGCAGGGAGAGCAUCAUCGACAGUUUGGAUACAGAAGAAGAAUCAGAUCAUGCAAAUCUGAUGGCUAAAGAACUAUCGUUAGAUUUGGAAAUCGAUCCGAUGUCUCUUCCGGAAAUUCACGAACACAUGAUCAGGAGCCCUCCUCCUACUAAUUGGCCAAAAUCUCCUAAUUUUAGGAUGUUUCACUUUCCCCAUAACGAAGACGAGACCAUUUCAGUUGAAGUAAACGCCAAAGAAUCUAAGUCAACAGAACUGAAACCGAAACAUUCGAGCUGGGAUGGGUCUGAUACUUCUCCGUUAAAGUCUUUUUCUAAAACUCACCAUUAUCAAGAUCGAUUCUCAUUGCUCGCACCUAACACACAUCGAAGCACUGCUGAGGACAGUAUUCAUUUAAUGGCUGAGGAUUAA